CGGCCAAAUUUCUAUGUCAAGUUGUGCGUUUCAUUUUUCCGUUCUUUUCCGAUUUUCGCUUCAUUGACCGACUGACCGUGUCUUGUGUAUGUACGUCAAUAGUGUUUGUGUAUGUCCUCAAACGGGUUAAAUAAGGCAAGCAAAAAAAAAAAAAAAAUUAACACACGUAUAUCAUCAUAAUAAUAAUGACGAUAAUCGAAAAAUGACAUAACAUUGUGAUCUGAAAUUAAAAUCAAAUUCAAUUUUUGAUUAGAAAUGUGGUAAUUUUUAUUAUAACAUAUCAGAUGAGACCAAUCAUAUCAUUACCGGAACGAAACAUAUCAAAAUAUGCAAAACGCAUCUUCCUCUUUUUCCUCUUCAUCUCAACCGCAGCAGCAGCAGCAACAACAACAACAACAACAGCAAUGGUCACCAUUGUCACGACCAAUGUCCAGUCAAGCAAUGACAAAACGUGAUCGUUAUCAAAGUAGCCCGUCCAUGUCAUUAUCGGCAAAUACAUCACCACAGCCACAAUUAUCACCGGGUAAAACAACAACAUCACCAUUAAUGAUGAUGAUGACAAAGUCACCACAAACAAAUGUUGCUCGAAGUCCAACGGACCAAUUAUUAGUCAAUUAUCAAUGUGGUAUAUUGAAUGCAAGCACACCACCAUUAUCACGAAGACGACGACAUUCUAAAUUACAUUUACGUAUUGCAUCUGAAUUAAGUGUUGAUCAAAGUGAAAGUACUUCACAUGCUGCCAUACGACAAGAAGAUUCACAGGAAUCUGGUCAGAAUUCGGCUCAAAGUAAUAAUAAUAAUAAUAAUCGACCAAUGAAAGAACGAUAUCGAAUCGUUAUAUUAGGAUCAAGUGCUGUAGGCAAAACGGCAAUUGUCGAAAGAUUUUUAUAUGGUUCAUUUGCUGAUCGUCAUUGUGCAACGGUUGAAGAAUUACAUAAAGGUGAAUAUGAAAUACCCGGUGGUGGUUGUAUACCAUUGGAAAUUCUUGACACAAGCGGAUCAUUCGAAUUUCCAGCCAUGCGAAGAUUAGCUAUUUCUACCGGAGAUGCAUUUGCAUUAGUCUAUUCAAUUGAUGAUCAAUCAUCAUUUGAAGAGAUUAAAAAUAUUCGUGAAAUGAUUAAAGAGGUUAAAGGUAAUCAACAGCCAAUGUCACCGAUUGUUGUUGUUGGUAAUAAAAAUGAUCUCGAUGAUGAUGAUGAUAAUGAUGAUGAUCAUAGCGAUAGUGAUGAUAAUGAUGAGAAGAAAAAAUCUAAACAAUCAUUAAAACGACGACAGGUUAAAAUGGAAAUGGCCGAAUGUGAAUGUAUUGAUUGGGAAUAUGGUUUUGUUGAAUGUUCGGCUAAAAAUAAUAAAAAUAUUGUCAAUAUUUUUUCCUGUAUGCUUAUACAGGCACGUCUAAAUGGAACAUUAAAUGUUAUACCAAAAUAUAGCUCAAAAGGUCAUCAUCACCAUCAUCAUAUCAACGAUCAACACGGUUUAUCAACUGCAGGAUCCGGUAAUCGUUUUCAACAACGACGACGAUCAAGUCUACCGAUAAGUGAAUUAUUUCAUCGAUCAUCAUCAAGUAGAUCGAAUGAUCGUUCAAGUGGUGGUGGCAGUGGUCAUGGUCAUUCAUCAUUUACAAAGAAUAGUUGUACACCAUCCUAAAAUAAAAACGUCCAAGAAUUAAGGAAGAAAAAUGAACAAUGAAACAAUUUUUUUGGGAAUCAAAAAUUCUUCCUUAUUUCAUCCACUUUAAGCAAUAGACAGCAACAGCAAUACACUUGAUAUUUUUAGAUCGAUCCACAUUAUUUAACUUUGAAAAAAAUAUACCCAAAUUCAAACAAAAAAAAAUCCGACCAAAAACACACUCAACCACAUUUCACUGAUGGAUAAUGUCCAAAAUCACCAUAAUCAAACACAUUGAUACAUACAUAUCACCAAUUUAAUCUGAUGUUGUCCAAUCAAUUGAUUGAUUGAUUGAUUUUUUUUUGAAAAAAUAAAAAAAAAUGAAAAUUUCAGUUUAA
Molecule: messenger RNA, 2006 nt
Organism: Dermatophagoides farinae (American house dust mite)
Lineage: Eukaryota; Metazoa; Arthropoda; Arachnida; Sarcoptiformes; Pyroglyphidae
Molecular function (GO): GTPase activity; GTP binding
Source: RefSeq, a predicted model, not a curated record